Molecule: messenger RNA, 891 nt
Organism: Vollenhovia emeryi
Lineage: Eukaryota; Metazoa; Arthropoda; Insecta; Hymenoptera; Formicidae
Exons: 1
Coding region: 1-891 (296 amino acids)
Source: RefSeq, a predicted model, not a curated record
AUGAAUAUCUCUGCAGGUCUGGCUCCAGAUAUUCAGUGGUGGAUUAAAAUAUUUUCGGAUUCGAACCAGACCAACGCUAUUCGUUCGGGAACACCGACGCGCGAGAUAUUUACGGAUGCAUCCCUAUCGGGUUGGGGAGCUGCUUGCGGACAAAACUAUACGCGUGGAUGGUGGGGCGAGAACGAAAGAAAUAAUCACAUAAACAUCCUUGAAUUAAAAGCAGCAUAUUACAGUUUGAAAUGUUUUGCAGCAGAUUUGAACGAUUGCGAAAUCCUUUUACGGAUAGAUAAUACGACUGCGAUAGCGUGCAUCAACCGAUUGGGUUCCGUCCAAUACCCCCAUCUAAAUGAAAAAGCAAGAAAGAUAUGGAGAUGGUGUGAAGCGCGAAAUAUCUUCGUUUUCGCGUCCUAUAUCGCCUCAAUAAAUAAUACCAUAGCGGACCGAGAAUCUAGAGUAGUUAGCGAUGACACAGAAUGGUCAUUGUCACGUGAGGCCUAUUCUCAGAUAUCGUCGGAGUAUGGCCCCCUUGAUAUUGAUAUAUUUGCAUCUAUUAUCAACGCCAAAUGCCCGAUGUAUGUUUCCUGGCUUCCAGAACCGAGCUCGGUAGCGGUUGACGCAUUCACUUUAUCCUGGUCAGGAAUAAAGUUUUACGCUUUCCCCCCUUUCAUUCUCUUACCUCGCGUUCUUAGAAAAAUCCUAAAUGAGAAAGCGCAGGGUGUUGUUGUGGUCCCCUGGUGGCCCUCUCAAGCGUGGUUCCCUUUGUUCUGCAGCCUGUUAACCAAAGAACCUUUAAUUUUCCCACCAUCUAGACAUUUACUCUCAACUCCUUUCAGGGAUCAUCACCCGGCAUGGAGGUCCCUUUCCCUGGCGGCCGGGAGCUUAUCCGGCUAG